GUGAUUUUCUGCCAAAUAUAUCUACACCCCAUUUUAUAAUUCGGCAGCGCUGUUUCCCUGCUAGGAUUCUCAACGUGGAAGCUCUUGACUGUCACAUUAGACACACUUACAGACUAUCAUUCUUUUGCCAUUCUCUUGGUCAAAUUGCCUCGUCGACAAAAGUUGUAAAAAAAAAAUGGUUAACUAUACUGCAACUGAAGCUUUAUCUCACGAAUCAGUCUGGUAUGAGAAAUUUCGCUAUGAGGAUGCUGAACGUCAUCUUCAAGAAUACUUGGCAAAGGGAUCAUCAGGGGCCUCAUCCUGUUCAGUUGUUGCUGAAAUAAUGAAAGCCAGGGAUCAGAUUAAAAACUCACUUGCUGCUGUUGAGGAUUUACCUUCCUCUGGUUCCGCCGUUCUAUCUUCUAACUUGACCAGUCGACUUCAGCAGCUGGAGGAAGAAAAUAAAGACUUGAAAAAGGUAACUGAUGAUCUCCGUUCAUUGGUAUUGAGCUUGGAAUCAAGGGUGAAAAAUUUGGAAAGCUCCAAACCUGCAUCACAAGCACAAGUUUCAACCGCUCCUAAACCAGUUGCAUCAGAAGUGAAGGCAACAGCAGCUGAUGAUGAUGAUGAUGAUGUUGACCUGUUUGGCUCAGAUGAUGAAGAUGAAGAAGCUGAACGAAUUAAGCAGGAACGUGUUGCAGCAUAUGCAGCCAAGAAAUCAAAAAAACCUGCAUUGAUUGCAAAAUCCAACAUAAUUUUGGAUGUUAAACCAUGGGAUGAUGAAACUGAUAUGGCUGAAAUGGAGCGUCGGGUGCGUGAAAUCAAAUCCGAUGGCCUUCUUUGGGGCACGUCGAAAUUGGUGCCACUUGCAUAUGGUAUCAAGAAACUUCAGAUUUCAACAGUUGUAGAGGAUGACAAAGUAUCUGUUGACUGGUUGAUUGAAACUAUUCAAGAAAUAGAAGAUUUGGUCCAAUCGGUUGAUAUCGCGGCUUUCAACAAAAUUUAAGCUAUUUCCCAUUAAGCAAAUAUAUCUGCAAACCCUCUUCGUGAUUUGUAGAAAUAAAUGAUUAUUCUUUGGGAUUCGAA
Messenger RNA from Daphnia magna, 1065 nucleotides. It is a transcript of the gene eEF1delta, whose product is annotated as elongation factor 1-delta. Gene Ontology annotation, molecular function: translation elongation factor activity; guanyl-nucleotide exchange factor activity. The record is from RefSeq and is a predicted model, not a curated record. Gene Ontology annotation, cellular component: cytosol; eukaryotic translation elongation factor 1 complex. Lineage: Eukaryota; Metazoa; Arthropoda; Branchiopoda; Diplostraca; Daphniidae. The transcript has 6 exons. Gene Ontology annotation, biological process: translational elongation. The coding region runs from base 176 to 985 and encodes 269 amino acids.